Cucurbitaria berberidis CBS 394.84 is the source of this 1794-nucleotide messenger RNA. Its product is annotated as S-adenosylmethionine decarboxylase. NCBI's taxonomy places the organism in Eukaryota, Fungi, Ascomycota, Dothideomycetes, Pleosporales, Cucurbitariaceae. The coding region runs from base 1 to 1794 and encodes 597 amino acids. Gene Ontology annotation, cellular component: cytosol. Gene Ontology annotation, biological process: spermidine biosynthetic process; spermine biosynthetic process. The transcript is spliced from 5 exons. Gene Ontology annotation, molecular function: adenosylmethionine decarboxylase activity. The record is from RefSeq and is a predicted model, not a curated record.
AUGACACACGAAUGUCCUCUUGUUAACCGUUCCCGCCGCCCGUCUUCGUCUUUCCAUGCGUCAAGAGGACCUGGUACGCUUUCUGUCCAAGCCCGCGAACCCCACGCCCACCUUCAACCCCCACCGAGCAGAUAUCCUCGUCUGCUAGACCCGAUACUUCCCCAGGGUAUCGGAAUCUGCCUCGUUUAUCCCCCUCUCCGCCCGACCUCCCUAACAUCGACCACGCAUUACACUGGGUCUCCGUCGUCGCAUAUCGGCACCCCACAUUUGACAAUCAACAAGGAGGCUACCAUCGAUCUCGAUUCUUCCAAUGCCUUCGAAGGUCCCGAGAAGCUCCUAGAAGUAUGGUUCAGCUCCUCCGCUACCAACCUGCCCGGUCAGGCCGGCCCGCUUGGGCUCAAGAAGGUGUCCGCUGAGGUGUGGAAGGAUAUGCUCGACCUGGUCAACUGCAAGGUCCUCUCCGUCAUCGAGUCCGAACAUGUUGACGCCUACCUUCUGUCUGAGUCGAGCAUGUUCGUCUUUCCCCACAAGGUCGUGCUUAAGACCUGUGGUACCACCACCUUGCUUUGGGGCCUCACUCGCAUGCUUGAGAUCGCGGCUGUGGAGGCUGGUUUCCCCUAUGUAACCCCUCAGCCAGGCUCUGCCAUUGCAGCCUCUGCUACGCCCUAUCGCGUCUUCUACAGCAGGAAGAAUUUCCUCUAUCCGGACCAGCAACGAGGUCCUCACCGCAGCUGGCGCGACGAAGUCCGAUACCUCGACCAACGCUUCCAAGGUGGCAGUGCUUAUAUGAUUGGCAAGAUGAAUGGCGACCACUGGUAUCUCUACAUUACCGGGCCUGAUACACACCUGACGCCCCCUCCCAGUCCCGGUCAUGAGAUUGCGGAAACCGAAACGAAGUUUGUCAGCCACCCCGAGCGCCUACUACGUGAGCAAAUUGGCGACGAGGACGAGGACGAGACUCUGGAGAUCCUGAUGACCGACCUCGACGAGAAGAACGCCCGCCAGUUCUACCUCGAGGACGCAAGUGCGGUUGCGGAAGGUCGCUACCUCCAGAAGGCUCGUGAUGCCCGAAAGAACGCCAUUCAGUCCCUCGGGUCUAUCCCGGAGGAGAAGUGUGAGAGCCUCGGCGGCUCUACUAUUCUCAAUUCCGCUGCCAAUACACACACCUCCUCUGACAGCUUCGAUGUGUUUGAGCAGACCUCCUCUGACCACUCCGGCUUCAGCUCUGACGAUGAGCUAACGUUCCCUGAAGAGCUGACCACCGAAGGUCACUCGCUCGGCUCCGUUGUCUCUGAGGUGUGUGGCCUUGCUGACGUAUAUCCGACUUCAAAGUAUCCCGACGCCCGUAUCGAUGCGUACCUGUUUACACCCUGCGGCUUCUCCGCCAAUGGCGUCGUGCCCGCUCCCGGAGGCGCUCCUAAUGGCUCCAAGAAAGGUUCUGAUGCUACGCACUACUUCACCGUUCACGUCACUCCCGAACCGCAGUGCUCCUACGCCUCAUUCGAGACCAACGUACCCGCCCGCCAGACUGGAAGGGAGACUGCCGAUGUCGUCGAGCACGUGGUCGAUAUCUUCAAGCCUGGUCGCUUCAGCGUGACUCUAUUCGAGGCCAAACCCUCCUCUGAGGAACAGCCUGGUAAGGGUGCUGACAAGACCAAGAGGAUGGAGGCGAUUGCAGGGUAUCGCCGUGUGGAUCGCAUUGUGCAUGAUUUGGAUGGGUAUGAUCUAGUGUUUAGGUACUAUGAGCGGGAUGAUUGGAAGGGAGGGAAGCCGAGGUUGGGUGAAGUGUACUGA